This is a messenger RNA of Myotis daubentonii (Daubenton's bat), 2398 nucleotides long. RefSeq names its product paired box 6 (gene PAX6). Lineage: Eukaryota; Metazoa; Chordata; Mammalia; Chiroptera; Vespertilionidae. Gene Ontology annotation, molecular function: RNA polymerase II cis-regulatory region sequence-specific DNA binding; DNA-binding transcription factor activity, RNA polymerase II-specific. The record is from RefSeq and is a predicted model, not a curated record. Gene Ontology annotation, biological process: anatomical structure development; regulation of transcription by RNA polymerase II.
UAAUGCCUGUGUUCUUGCUAACAGAAUCCCAUAUUGGAGCCCCGUGGGAUCCCGCGCCCCACAGCCAGCGCCAGCAUGCAGAACAGUCACAGCGGAGUGAAUCAGCUCGGUGGUGUCUUUGUCAACGGGCGGCCACUGCCAGACUCCACCCGGCAGAAGAUCGUAGAGCUAGCGCACAGCGGGGCCCGGCCGUGCGACAUUUCCCGAAUUCUGCAGACCCAUGCAGAUGCAAAAGUCCAAGUGCUGGACAAUCAAAACGUGUCCAACGGAUGUGUGAGUAAAAUUCUGGGCAGGUAUUACGAGACUGGCUCCAUCAGACCCAGGGCAAUCGGUGGUAGUAAACCAAGAGUAGCGACUCCAGAAGUUGUAAGCAAAAUAGCCCAGUAUAAGCGGGAGUGUCCGUCCAUCUUUGCUUGGGAAAUCCGAGACAGAUUACUGUCGGAGGGGGUCUGUACCAACGAUAAUAUACCAAGUGUGUCAUCAAUAAACAGAGUUCUUCGCAACCUGGCUAGCGAAAAGCAACAGAUGGGCGCAGACGGCAUGUAUGAUAAACUAAGGAUGUUGAAUGGGCAGACCGGAAGCUGGGGCACCCGCCCCGGUUGGUAUCCAGGGACUUCAGUGCCAGGGCAACCUACCCAAGAUGGCUGCCAGCAACAGGAAGGAGGGGGAGAGAAUACCAACUCCAUCAGUUCCAAUGGAGAAGAUUCAGAUGAAGCCCAAAUGCGACUUCAGCUGAAGCGGAAGCUACAAAGAAAUAGAACAUCCUUUACCCAAGAGCAAAUUGAGGCCCUGGAGAAAGAGUUUGAGAGGACCCAUUAUCCAGAUGUGUUUGCCAGAGAAAGACUAGCAGCCAAAAUAGAUCUACCUGAAGCAAGAAUACAGGUAUGGUUUUCUAAUCGAAGGGCCAAAUGGAGAAGAGAAGAAAAACUGAGGAAUCAGAGAAGACAGGCCAGCAACACACCUAGUCAUAUUCCUAUCAGCAGUAGUUUCAGCACCAGUGUCUACCAACCAAUCCCACAACCCACCACGCCUGUUUCCUCCUUCACAUCGGGCUCCAUGUUGGGCCGAACAGACACAGCCCUCACCAAUACGUAUAGCGCUCUGCCACCCAUGCCCAGCUUCACCAUGGCCAAUAACCUGCCUAUGCAACCCCCAGUCCCCAGCCAGACGUCCUCGUACUCCUGCAUGCUGCCUACCAGCCCUUCGGUGAAUGGGCGGAGUUAUGAUACCUAUACCCCCCCACAUAUGCAGACACACAUGAACAGUCAGCCAAUGGGCACCUCGGGCACCACUUCCACAGGACUCAUUUCCCCUGGUGUGUCAGUUCCAGUUCAAGUUCCGGGAAGUGAACCUGAUAUGUCUCAAUAUUGGCCAAGAUUACAGUAAAAAAAAAAAAGAGAAAGAAAAAAUAUAUUGUGUUCAGUCAGUGACUAUGUGGACACCGCAGUUGGGCGUUCAGGAAAGAAAGGAAAAUGGCUGAUAGUAGCACUUCGGUUCUGCGAUUAUGUCCCGUAUGGUACCACUGGAGGACGGACUUGGAACAAGGACCUUUGUAUACAGAAGGCACGAGAUCAGUUGGAACAAAUCUUCAUUUUGGUAUCCAAACUUUUAUUCAUUUUGGUGUAUUAUUUGUAAAUGGGCAUUUGUAAUAAUGAAAAAAAGAACAACGUAGACUGGAUGGACAUUUGAUCUGUGCUGGUCAUGAAGUUGUUUUUUUUUUUUUUUUUAAAAAAGAAACCAUGAUCAACAAGCUUUGCCAUGAAUUUAAGAAUUUUACCAAGAUAUAUUGACUACUUCUACCCAUCUGUUCAUAGUUUAUGGACUGAGGUUCCAAGUUUGAAUCAUUCCUUUGCAUAUAAUUAAACCUGGAACAAUAUGCACUCGAUUUAUGUAAGAAAUAUCUGUUGGUUUUCCAAAGGUUGUUAACAGAUGAAGUUUAUGUGCAAAAAAGGGUAAGAUAUAAAUUCAAGGAAGAAAAAAGUUGAUAGCUAAAAGGUAGAGUGUGUCUUCGAUAUAAUCCAAUUUGUUUUAUGUCAAAAUGUAAGUAUUUGUCUUCCCUAGAAAUCCUCAGAAUGAUUUCUAUAAUAAAGUUAAUUUCAUUUAUAUUUGACAAGAAUACUCUAUAGAUGUUUUAUACACAUUUUCAUGCAAUCACGCGUUUCUUUUUUGGCCAGCAAAAGUUUAUUGUUCUUAGAUAUAGUUGUAUUACUGUUCACAGUCCAAUCAUUUUGUGCAUCUAGAAUUCAUUCCUAAUCAAUUAAAAGUGCUUGCAAGAGUUUUAAACUUAAGUGUUUUGAAGUUGUUCACAACUACAUAUCAAAAUUAACCAUUGUUGAUUGUAAAAACCAUGCCAAAGCCUUUGUAUUUCCUUUAUUAUACUAUUUUCUUUUUAACCUUA